AUGACCCCAGCUCUGAGGGAGCCAGCGGCAAAGAGUAUCCACUUUUCAUCUUUGCCACGUACUAUGGAAUCUGACAAGAUGAUGUGCAUGGGAAGUUCGAGAACUGUAGAUGAAACGCUGACGGGAGAAACUUUCUCUCAGAUGCUGGGAUUUCCAACUGCUGAACCUACUCUUAAUUCUAAUUUUGUAAAUUUAAAACAUUUUGGCUCCCCUCAUUCUUCUAAACAUUAUCAGACAGUUCUUUUAAUGAGUUCUAAUUCUACUCUAAAUAAAUAUAAUGAGAAUUAUAAACAAAAGAAAUUAGGGGAACCCAAUUGCAAUAAACUGAAUAAAAUACUGUGUAAUGGCAGUAACAUUCAGCUCAGUAAAAUCUGUCAUUCUCAUUCUGAAGACUUCUUCAAAAAGGAGCCUCUAUCAGAUGCCACAGGCAUGACAGAUGUACAAAUUAUUUUGGAUUCAAAAGUUACCAAAGACACUAAGGUAGAUAAAGUACAACUGCAAAACUGUAAAUGGUACCAGAAAAAAGCACUUUUGGCUAAAGUCUCCGAUGUGGAGAUUAAAAAGGGUUUAUUACACUGUGCGCAAAAAAAAAUUGGGCCCAGCCGCUCACAUGUGCCUAUUAGUUCCUUAACUGCUGACAAAGAAGAGGAGGUGAAUGCUCGUUUACUUCACUGUGUAAGCAAACAGAAAAUUUUACUCAGCCAGGCUAGAAGAACUCAGAAACACUUGCAGAUGCUCCUGGCAAACCACGUUGUUAAGCACUAUGGUCAGCAAAUGAAAUUUUCUGUGAAGCAUCAGCUUCCUAAAAUGAAGAUUUUUCAUGAACCUGCCACAGUUACGGAUAAUCACUUACCUAAAUGUACUGAAAUUAAGCCAGAAGUCAACAUAUUGACUGCAGAGAAUAAAUUAUGGGAUGAUACAAAAAAUGGCUUUGCCCAGUGUUCAGCUGCAGAAAUCCAAAGAUUUGCACUGUCUGCUACAGGGUUGUUAUCUCAUGUUGAAGAGGGUCUGGAUUCUGAUGCAACUGAUAGCAGCUCUGAUGACGAUUUGGAUGAAUAUACCAUUAGGAAAAAUGUGGCAGUUAACUGUAGUACUGAAUGGAAGUGGCUUGUAGACAGAGCAAGAGUUGGCAGCCGAUGGACAUGGCUUCAAGCCCAGAUUUCAGAGCUAGAAUACAAAAUACAGCAACUAACAGAUAUUCACAAGCAGAUCCGUGCCUCCAAGGAGAUAGUGAUCCUAGAAGAAUGUCAACUUCCAAAAGACAUUUUGAAGAAACAAAUCCAAUUUGCAGGCCAAGAAGCUACAUUAAACACUACAGGGAGUCUGCUGGUUUCACACAACAAUCAAGAUUCUUUACCUGAACAAGAUUUUGAAAUGUCACCUAGCAGCCCUACACUACUUCUUCGAAACAUAGAAAAACAGAGUGCACAGCUGACCGAGAUCAUCAACAGUUUGAUUGCCCCACUCAACUUAUCUCCAACUUCAUCACCUCUCUCCUCUAAGUCUUGUGGUCAUAAAUGUAUGCCUAAUGGCAUUUCCAAGGGUGCUUCAGAGAAUUUAGAGGAGCUGUCUUCCUCCAGUAACUGGUUCCUUAACCAGAAGCACAGUAAGAAAAGAAAAAAAGACAGGACAAGAUUGAAAUCUCCAUCUCUGACUAUCAUGAGUACGGCAGCCCGAACAAGGCCACUUCAAAGUUUCCACAAAAGAAAACUCUACAGAUUGAACCCUACUUUUUAUUGGAGUCAACAGACUUUGCCUUCAAAAGAAACAGCGUUCUUAAAUACUACACAAAUGCCUUACUUGCACUCACCGUCAACCUGGAGUAACUGUGAACACAAUGCAAAGUCUCAGCUACUGAGAGAACACGUGUCAGAUUUGGAUUCUUCUUUCCACCCUGUUCUGUCAUUGCCAUCAGAUGUGCCUCUUCAUUUUCACCUUGAAACACUGUUAAAAAAGAGUGAAAUAAAAGGAGAUCUUGAUGAAAAUAAGUGUGUAGGCGAGUGUCUCAUAUCGCCUUCAGCUGUCCAUUGUACUUCUCUGAAUCAAUGGAGAAAUGGAUAUUCACCUACAUGUAAACCUCAAGUAAGGUCAGAAUCUCCUGCACAGCUGUUCCAGGGAAGAAAGAAAAGACAUUUGAGUGAAACAGCAGUAGCAGAGAGAGCCAGAUUUGAAGAAUUUGAGUUUCAACGCACAGAAUCAGGAUCCCAUGGCAGCUUUACUGCUGUGAGCAAUGUCAACAUUAUACCAAGAACCCAGAAUUCAUCUUCACAAAACACUACAAGACGGAGACUGAGAAGUGAGAGCUCUUAUGACAUAGAUAACAUUGUGAUUCCCAUGUCAUUAGUGGCCCCAGCUAAGUUGGAGAAACUCCAAUACAAAGAAAUACUUACCCCAAGCUGGAGAUUGGUUGUCCUUCAACCUCUGGAUGACAGCUUAGGUGAAGAGAUAGAAGAUCUUUCUGAUGAAGUCUUCUCCCUAAGGCAUAAAGCAUACGAAGAGAGAGAACAAGCGAGGUGGUCACUAUGGGAGCAAAGCAAGUGGCACAGGAGGAGCAGCAGAGCUUUCAGUAAAAAUGCUGAAGGACAGGACUUGCUCUGGAAAGAAUACUCUGAUUGCAGCGGUGGUCAGCGCUGUGUGGCACAAAGUCCCCCGGAGCCGCCUUCAGAAACUCAGGAUCCUUGCGCACAAGGCUCCCCUCCGUUAAAUGAAAAUCAAGAAAGCAAGUGCCUCUGGUGGGAACGAAGGGCAUUCCCACUGAAGGAAGAAGACACAGCAGCUUUAUCUUGUCACAAUGGAAAAAGUAAGGAGACUGAAAGGUUAAGCCCUACUCCCCAGGGUGGUGUCUUCUGUACCAGUGCACCAGAGAAGGGCCAGCAUCCACAAAAGCCAUCAGGAGACCAAACAGAAGACUACAGAAUCUUUGGCUUAGGACUUACUAAUGUGAAAAAAAACAGGUGA
Molecule: messenger RNA, 2958 nt
Organism: Elephantulus edwardii (Cape elephant shrew)
Lineage: Eukaryota; Metazoa; Chordata; Mammalia; Macroscelidea; Macroscelididae
Gene: KANSL1L
Product: KAT8 regulatory NSL complex subunit 1-like
Exons: 14
Coding region: 1-2958 (985 amino acids)
Cellular component (GO): NSL complex
Molecular function (GO): histone acetyltransferase binding
Source: RefSeq, a predicted model, not a curated record